This is a messenger RNA of Botrytis cinerea B05.10, 8309 nucleotides long. It is a transcript of the gene Bcnrps4, whose product is annotated as Bcnrps4. Bases 291 to 8150 code for a protein of 2619 amino acids. Gene Ontology annotation, biological process: amino acid activation for nonribosomal peptide biosynthetic process; secondary metabolite biosynthetic process. The record is from RefSeq and is a predicted model, not a curated record. Gene Ontology annotation, cellular component: cytoplasm. NCBI's taxonomy places the organism in Eukaryota, Fungi, Ascomycota, Leotiomycetes, Helotiales, Sclerotiniaceae. The transcript has 7 exons. Gene Ontology annotation, molecular function: catalytic activity; phosphopantetheine binding.
GGAAGUGAUACUCUCCAAUCCUGUAAGCUGCAAGCUAAGAUGGCAUUCUAUGGCCCGUUAAUCUAUGUGGAUCAGGUUUGAAAAUUUUGAUGGCUGAGAACAUGCAAGGGGGGCGGUGCUCAGGUAAAUGCUUUAUAGUCCAGGUCCUAUACUUAAGAAUAGAAUGAUAUCAAAGAAUAAAUUUCUAAGAUACUCAGCUGUAUUCAAUAUUGAAGCUCAGUUCGAAUAUUAUAGUCUACAAAGGUCAAAAACGCUUCUUCUCCGUCUCUUGCUAUGUUCUAGAACUUAUCAUGGCAUCAACAGCUAAGCAUUUCUCUCCCGACAUCAUCCAAAGGGACCAACGCCAGGCCAAAGAAGACCAUGUUGAGAGAUCAGACUCUGCGAUAGAUUUGGAUCUUGCAUCUAAACACUAUCUUUCAGACCUUCUCCAUAGCAAGCGUCGGCCAGCGCAAAGCAAGGACACUGAUGAUUACCUCAGCCAAAGGGAAGUUUCUGUCAAACCAUUCUCUCUUCUGAAUCCUACGCAAAACCAUGAUGAAAUUCGAAGACAAAUGCCAUCAGAUGCGACAUUUAUCGAUGCCUACCCGUGCACGGCUCUUCAAGAAGGGCUGUUGGCAUUAUCGAUGAAGGAGUCUGGUAGUUUUACUCCUCAAAUCAUUUGCAAGCUCCCCAAAAGCAUUGAUUUGAAUAUGUUCAAAGCUGCUUGGCAGAAUGCAGUCAAUUCAAAUUCGACACUCCGAACUAGUUUCGUUCAAACACAGAAUUCAGGCCUACUUCAAGUAGUUCUGGCGCCAGAACCCAUUCUCUGGUCAGAAGAAAUCGAUCUAGAAAGUUACUUGAGUAACGACAGGAUCAUCUUCCCUUCAUUUGGAAAGCUUCUAUUGAGAUACGGUCUCAUUCAAAAACACCCAUCUGAUUCAUUAUAUUUUGUUUGGACUUUUCAUCAUGCCAUUCUUGAUGGAUGGAGCAUGCGCUUGGUGCUUCGACAAGUCGAAGAAUCAUACAGAGGGGAGACUUUUCAACCACUAGUCGAAUUCAAGCAUUUUAUUGCCCAUCAAAUGAGACUUGAGAAGCAAUCACAGAAAGCAAGCGAGACGUUCUGGAGUAAUCAUCUAGUAAAUUCUUCCGGGGGGCAAUUCCCUGUUGUCCCAUCGCGACAUCAUUCGCGUGCGAAUGGCUAUUCGGAAAAAUUCAUUCCCGUUAAAGAAAACCUAUUGGCAGGUGCAACGGUCUCUACAAUCAUACAAGCCGCAUGGGGAAUUUUGGUAGCACGACGUACCGCUUCAACGGAAGCUACUUUUGGUCUCGUUCUUGCAGGGAGGAAUGCAGAGAUUUUAGGAUUCGAUAUGAGAAGAGUAAAUGGUCCAACAUUUAAUUCCUUACCGAUGCGAGUGAUUAUUGAGGAUGAAAAAUCUGCAGAGGAUCUAUUUGCUUCUGUUCACGCUUCUCGAGUCGCAAUGAAACCCCAUCAGCAUCUUGGCCUACAAAAUAUACGCAGACUCGGAGCGGACUGCACAAAAGCUUGCAGCUUCCAGAAUCUACUCGUUGUACAGCCCAGAUUAGAGAGCGAUUCCACCAGUAUAUUCGGGGCCAGAGAAAAUACUAGUGACCACUGGGCAAAGUUGAAUGCUUAUCCUCUCAUGAUGCAAUGUGAUUUAAUGGGAGAUGGCUUCACUGCAAUGGCCAGUUACGACUCCCACGUAUUACCUGAUCAAGAAGUCAAUAUUUUGCUGCAGCAAUUUGAGAACAUCAUUUCUCGUUUGUCCGAUGCAAACACACCAGUUGGCAAUAUAGGGCUUGCAAUGACAAAAUUGCAAAACCAAUUAGCAAUGCAAGAGACCGAAGCUGAAGAGGUUCAUUCUUGUGUCCACGAAGUCAUUCGACAGAUUUCACAAAACCGCGGGUCUGAUGUAGCGGUGACAUCUUGGGAUGGAGAAUUGAGUAAUUCGCAAUUACAGUCCAUAUCUGAUCGUCUAGCAUAUUUCCUACAACUCGCUGGUGUUGGGCCUGAGAUUAAGGUUGCACUGAUUUUUGAAAAAUCUCUGUGGGCAGUAGUCGCCAUGAUUGCAGUGAUGAAGGCAGGAGGAACUUUUGUACCUAUGAACCCAGACCAUCCUGAAGAUCGGAUCAGGAAGUUGGUAAAGCAAAUAGGUGGCACGAUGAUCCUAUGCUCCGAAAAUCUCAUCUCCGCUUUUACGGGCAUUGCAGACCAAACAUUUGCCGUGGGAGAAUCAAUGCUCGAAACUUUACCCAGUGGAGAGCUGAAUACGGAUGUUCAGCCAAAUAAUUCUGUCUAUAUUAUUUUCACUUCUGGCAGCACUGGAGAGCCAAAGGGAUGCGUUAUAGAGCAUGCUACUUGCUGUGCUACCAUGCGUCACCUCUCUAAUUUCUCCAAAUUGGAUUCACGGAGUCGCACUCUUCAGUUAUCGGCAUACACCUUUGAUGGCAUGGUUUUUGAGAUCCUUACUACUUUAGGUGCUGGAGGCGUUGUUUGCAUACCAUCAGACGACGAGAAGAUGAACAACAUUACAUCAGCAAUCAACCGAAUGCAAGUCAAUACUGCAUUCAUGACACCUGCAUUUGGGAGAUUGAUCCUUCCGGAAUCUGUGCCAACUCUAAAAACUCUUCUUUUAGGGGGCGAUAAAUUGAUUCAAGAGGAUUUAGAUCGAUGGAUUGGGAAGUUGCGGCUAUUACAAGCAUAUGGACCUACUGAAUGUUGCUGUAUGUGCAUUGCUAGUGAUAUCACUGAGAAAGGUCUAAACCCCGCCAAAAUGGGGCCUGGUUUCAUUGGAAGUUUUAUUGUCCUUGACCAUAACGACCAGUUAGUCCAACGGGGUGUUGCAGGUGAAUCAUUGAUUGGUGGACCGCUUGCGAGGGAGUAUCUUAAAAAUCCCGAAAAGACGAAGGCGUCAUUUGUGCCUACACCUUCAUGUAUCCCUGCCGAGACGACUCGAUGGAAAAGAUGGUAUAGAACGGGCGACUUGGUCAAAAUGGAUGUCGAUGGAUCAAUUAUAUAUAUUUCACGAAAAGAUGCGGGUGCGCAAGUCAAGCUAAACGGCCAAAGAAUUGAGAUAGGUGAAAUCGAAAGUCAUCUUCAUCAAAAUCUAGACAAUGUUAUAGAUCUUGCUACAGUAAUAGCAACCCCUGCGGACGGCAGGUCGUCAUUCCUAGCAGCCUUCUUGUGUCUUAAAGGUGAUAGCAACAGUAGAGAAAAUGGAAAAAGCUCCCUUUUCAAGAAAUGUCUCGAUGAGUCAACCAUCCGAUCACUUCUUGACCGCUUGAGUCUCGCACUACCACAAUACAUGAUACCAAAAGUGUAUAUACCUGUAUCAUCGAUACCGCUUACUGUCUCUCAGAAGUGGGAUCGCCAAACCCUACAGACUCUUGCAGCUGGCUUAACUCCUUCGGAAUUUGCAUAUUUUUCUGGACAAGUAACUACAUACCAAGCCCCUUUCACCGACAAUGAACUUCAAAUGCAGCAUCUAUGGGCCACUAUAUUGAAAAUUCCAACAGGUAGUAUAGGCAGAAACGAUAGUUUUACACGACUUGGUGGAGACUCCAUCCUUGCUAUGAAACUCGUUGCUGCUGCGCGAGAAGAUGGCAUAAACUUGACGGUUGCAAAUAUAUUCCAAACUCCGGUCUUGUCAGAUUUAGCCAAGACACUGGUGGAUGCCAAUAUCUCUACAGUUGUUGCACAGAGGAAUGUCUCUGCAUUUUCCAUGAUCGGAGGACGUGGUCAGCUGCUGAAAGGAACCAUUGAUGAUGUUAUCGACCCAGACCACGUUGAAGACUUGUACCCAUGUACUCCUUUUCAAGAAUCUAUCAUGGCACUAUCAAUGAGCCAUCCUGGCACGUAUGUUGCACAACACGUUUUCGAAUUAUCCAAGGACAUAUACUCUAAUAUUGACAAGUUUUGCGACGCUUGGAAUGAAGUUGUACGUUCUAGUCCAAUUCUUCGUACUCGCAUCAGCGAGCAUGAAUCAGCAGGUCUGAUUCAAAUGGUAAUUAGAGAAGAUAUCUCAUGGAACAUGCGAGAUAACCUUCAACGGUAUCUGGAAUCCGAUAAAGAGCAGCCUAUGGGCUUAGGAAGCCCUCUCAGUCGUUACUGUAUUGCUGAAGAGACGAACUCAACCGAUCAUAAAUAUUAUUUCGUCCUUACCUUGCAUCAUGCAGUAUACGACGCCUGGAGUAUAAAUCUGAUGCUUGAACAGGCGGGGAAAGAGUACGGAAGACUCGUGAGCAUUCCUACGAACGAAGCAAACUCCGUUCAACACCAAAAUAUUCCAUUCAAUCGUUUUAUGAAAACUAUUGUCAAUUUAGAUCGACUUGCAGCAGAAAACUUUUGGAAAUCAGAGCUUGCGAGUGAAGGCGCAAAAAUCUCACAUUUUCCAAGUAUCAAUUCCGGGUACCAGCCGCAACCAGGUGCAAUAGCAAUCAAAGAGAUCAAAUUAGUUCGAGAGGCUAAUUCUGACUACCGGAUCUCAAAUGUUAUCCGAACAGCCUGGGCAAUUGCCAUAAGUAACUACUCCAACUCCAAUGACGUCAUCUUCGGCGAGGUCUUAACAGGACGUACUGGCUCAUCGGCCGAUCUAACUCGAGUAGUCGGGCCUACAUUAGCUACCAUUCCGGUUAGAAUCACAUUGGACCCGCAGGGCACAGCUCUUAAUUUACUCAAGGAGGUUCAGGCUAAAAUGAUUCAGAUGAUGCCCUUUGAACAGAUUGGUCUAUCCAAUAUUCAGCGACUAGGCGAAGGGCCGAGCAAGGCAUGCCAAUUCCAGAAUAUCUUGGUCAUACAACCUAGAGAAAAUUCAGCUAUCGACAACUCAUUCAUAGGAAAACGCCGAAUGGAUCUUGUGGACGCAACUGUAUGGGAUACAAAUGCUUUAACUCUAGAAUGUCAUCUUACUGGAGAGGGAAUGAAGGCGAAGGCAAUCUUUGACUCGGAAAUUAUAGAAAGUCGACAAAUGGAGAGGAUACUUUCACAGUUCCAGCACAUCGUUCAGGAAUUAUGCCGUGAAGAUGCAGGAAAAUCUGUCCAGGACAUCAAUUCUAUUAGCGAAGCUGAUUUAGAGCAUCUUUGGGAAUGGAAUUCUACAUUACCAGAGGUAAUGAAGUCCUGCGUACACGAAGUCAUCGACAUCAUGAUAAAGCACGAUCCUAAUGCUCCAGCAAUUGCCUCUUGGGAUGGCGAUUUGACUCGUGCCGAGCUAGAAAGUCUAUCAUCUCGACUGGCGUCUCAAUUGAUGAAUCACGGAAUAGGACCAGGAAGCAAGGUACCUUUGUUCUUCACGAAAUCAAAGUGGGCUAUCGUAGCUACACUGGCCACUAUCAAGUCCGGAGCUGCAUUUGUACCCUGCGACCCUUACCAUCCUCGGUCACGCCUUACUUCAGUUAUUCAACAAGUUAACGCUCAAGUAAUUCUUUGUUCAAGCGAUAUCCGGCAGUCGUGUUCAGACUUGUUUCCUUGCGGCAAAACAAUUGUGGUGGGAGAAAGCGAGAUGAAUCUGCUACCAACGCGGACAGACAUUGUGAGCAAUGUUAGCCCGAUAGACCCUCUCUAUAUCUGCUUCACCUCAGGUACUACUGGAAUUCCCAAAGGUACAGUAGUAACCCAUGAAGCAUAUUGUUCGGGCGCGAGAGAUCAUGGUAAAGCGCUACACUUCGGACCAACAUCACGAUUUUUACAAUUCGCGUCCUACAGCUUCGACACUUCCAUCGAGGAUAUCUUGACAACCCUCAUGACAGGAGGUUGCCUUUGUAUACCAUCUGAGGGAGAACGGACCUCGGACAUUGUGGGAGCGAUAGCUAGGAUGAAUGUCAAUACAGCAGACCUGACACCUUCUUAUAUAAGCUCGAUCUCGCCUGACUCGGUUCCGACAUUGAAGAGAAUAACUCUUGGUGGAGAGCCUAUCACUGCUAAUGUCAUCAAGACCUGGGCAGAUCGCGUUCAUUUGAUUAAUGCUUUCGGAACUACCGAAUGUUGCGUAACAAGUGUAGUGAACGCAGAUAUCUCCCCCAGCACGUCGCCUACCAACAUUGGACGUGGAGCAGGCGCAGUGACUUGGAUCGUCGAUACUGAGGAUUCAAACCGUCUUCUGCCAAUUGGUGCAAUCGGUGAACUUCUAAUUGAAUCACCCGCCAUGGCUUUAGGGUAUCUUGGCGACGAGGUAAAGACUAGAGCCGUUUUUAUCGAUAGUCCCAAAUGGGCUCGCAAUUUCAAUUCGAGUCACCGUCCUGGACGUCUUUACAAGACUGGCGAUCUUGCCCAAUACAAUUCUGAUGGAACAAUCAAUUACCUCGGCCGCAAGGACACUCGAAUCAAACUUCGUGGACUUCGUAUAGAGAUCGCUGAUGUGGAACAUCACAUACUUAGUCAUCCGCAAGUUAGAAAAGCUAUGGUUAUAUUGCCUACUUCUGGGCCAUAUGCUGAUCAUCUUACCGCUAUAAUUGAGCUCGAAACGUCAGCAGACUCGGAGAUAGCUAGUGGUAUUGCGACAGUUUCUCAUUUGGAACUUGAAGCUUCCGGAUUCAAAUGGUCUCGAAUUGCCAAUCAUCUAACAGAUAACCUACCAAGCUAUAUGGUCCCUUCUUCUUGGGUCGCUAUGAAAACCAUACCACUUCAUACCUCCGGAAAGCUGGAUCGUCCUAGGCUUACCAAGUGGCUUAAUAGUCUUCCGGUGAUCCAAAAAGCUGAUAGUUAUCCCAAGAGCAGCGAAGCACCUUUACUGCCAUCAGAUGACCAUAUUGCAUUUGAAAUCAGUGAUAAAAUUGCACAGCUUGUUGCUACGAAGCCCUCUUCACACUUCAAUUCGGACAUCAUAGGUCGUGAUGUUAACCUUGCUUCUAUUGGAAUUGAUUCCAUCAAGAUCAUGUCUCUUGCAGCUUCCAUCAAACGAUCGUAUGGAAUUACUAUACCUAUGCCCAAGCUUAUCAACUAUCAGACCACAAUCUCGGAUGUUUCAAAAUACAUUCGUGUUGCGACUAAUGUUAAAGGCGAGAAACCCAUAGAAUCAGCACCUGCCCUUGAUUUGAUGCAAGAAAUCACAGACCUAGACAUACAGUUAGCCUCGAUGCAGCAUCAUUUUGGAGUUGUCUUCCUGACAGGCGCCAGCGGUUUUCUAGGUACCCAGAUACUUCGAGAACUUCUUGAAAGACCUGGAGUCAAGAAGGUCAUCGUACAUGUACGCGCUUCAUCUAAUGAUAAUGGCAGACGACGGAUCAUAUCAGCAGCUAAAUCCGCAAGAUGGUGGCACAACACUCUCGCAGCGAAGCUCGAAAUAUGGACGGGAGACUUAGCCAAAUCAUUGUUAGGGUUGAGUUCUGAAAAAUGGCAAGAACUAAGCACAGUCGAUGCCAUCAUUCAUAAUGGAGCUUCAGUGCAAUGGAAUGCGGACUAUCAAACCCUCAAAGCUGCCAAUGUCAAAUCUACCUUUGAUAUUCUGAAAAAUAUUACAGGGGCUGUUUCGCCUCCGCGAUUCGUCUAUGUAUCUGGAGGUCGUGAUUUUGAAGGAGAGCUUGAUGAUAGUACAACCGCCAUGAAACUGAAGGGACUUGAUGGUUAUAGCCAGACGAAGUUCGUUUCAGAGCUAAUGGUAAGAAACUUUGCCCAGAGAGCUACAUCUUUAGCCCAAAGCAAUCAUGUCUCUAUCGUCAAACCGGGAUUGAUCAUUGGCACGACCCGGGAAGGAGUUGCUAAUACCACUGACUUCCUAUGGAGAUAUGUAGCUGGCGCCAUAAACGUCGGUGCAUAUCCUGUCCCUGACAAAAACGAUUGGUUGACUGUUGCACAUGCGGAUUUCGUCGCAAAUUCUACUAUCAAUGCUUUGGUCAAUACUCCCAAUAAUUCAAAUUAUACAUUGGAUAUAACUGGCGGAAUCUACAUGCAACGAUUUUGGGAUAUUGUUAAUAACAAUAUGGGACAUCGACUUCGCCCGAUUACUUCGUAUGAAUGGGCAGGGUUGAUUAAGAAGGAUAUGGAGAAGAAGACAGAAGCUCAUCUGCUUUGGCCGGUAGCUCAUCUUAUCACCGAGGAGGGAAAUUUGGGUAAGAGUAGAAGACCAAGGGAAUUAGAUAUUGUGUUUGAGAAGCAGAUAGAGGAGGCGAUCAAGAAGAAUGUGGAGUAUCUGAAUGAGAUUGGCUAUUUUAGGUAGGGGAUUUUGGAGGCUGUGAGGCAAUAAUGGCAGGAAGCUGUUUUUAAUUUUUAUUAAAAGUUUGAAUGGAUUUGACGCUGGUUUUUUCUAGGGCACCUGGAUGUCUGCUAUUUGUUCAUAAGUUCACGUUCUUUUAGCUCCAAAGAAAUUUUGCCACCA